Messenger RNA from Camellia sinensis, 678 nucleotides. RefSeq names its product large ribosomal subunit protein eL21x/eL21w. The record is from RefSeq and is a predicted model, not a curated record. Gene Ontology annotation, biological process: translation. Gene Ontology annotation, cellular component: ribosome. Gene Ontology annotation, molecular function: structural constituent of ribosome. Lineage: Eukaryota; Viridiplantae; Streptophyta; Magnoliopsida; Ericales; Theaceae.
CAGAACCCUAAAAACGCCUCUAUCAUCUUCAGCAAAGAGAGUGUAGAGAUUUAGAGAGAGAGAAGAUGCCGGCUGGACAUGGAUUGAGGUCCAGGACUAGAGACCUGUUCUCUCGAGGGUUCCGGAAGAAGGGCACAAUCAAUCUGUCAACAUAUCUUCGAACUUACCACAUCGGUGAGUAUGUCGACAUCAAGGUUAACGGCGCUGUUCACAAGGGCAUGCCUCACAAGUUCUACCAUGGUCGCACUGGUCAGGUCUGGAACGUCACCAAGCGAGCCAUCGGUGUUGAAAUGAACAAGCAGGUGGGUAACAGGAUUAUCUGCAAGAGGAUCCAUGUUCGUAUCGAGCAUGUACAGCCUUCAAGGUGCACCGAAGACUUCAAACUGAGGAAAAAGAACAACGAUAAACUGAAGGCAGAGGCCAAGGCCAGAGGUGUAGUCUUAAGCACCAAAAGGCAGCCAGAGGGCCCUAAACCUGGUUUCAUGGUGGAAGGUGCCACCUUGGAAAGCGUUACGCCGAUACCCUAUGACGUGGUGAACGAUCUCAAGGGUGGCUACUAGGGUUGUUCGUUGUUGCAUGAUGUCAUGCUUAUUAAAAUUUUUCUUUCUUUUUUUUUUUUUUGAGAAUAUUGCAUGGAAGUUUUUUGUUUUUAGUAAAUUUUUUGAAUGUUUUAAGUUA